Paramecium sonneborni is the source of this 703-nucleotide messenger RNA. The record is from the annotation of a GenBank genome assembly. Lineage: Eukaryota; Ciliophora; Oligohymenophorea; Peniculida; Parameciidae.
AUGAGCUGGUUGUAAAAAUUGAAAAAAUAAAUUGGAUCAUAAGCAUACUCAGAAAUAAAGCAACUUAGAUUUAAUAAUUUAUAAUUAAACAAACUACCAGAUGAAUUAGUUUCUGAACUUAAGAAAUGCACGAAUCUUGAGAUCCUUAGUUUAAAUCAAUGUGGAAUUAGAUCUCUUGAAAAUUUAGAGUAAAUGAAUUCAGUCACUCAACUUGAGUAUCUAGACAAUUUUACAACUCAGAAAACUUUACAGUAAAUUGCUAAAGCAUUUCCAAAUCUUGAAGUUUUGAUUGCAGGGGGAAAUUUUUUAAGAGACAUUUCAGAUUUAGAUGGUCUUAAAUCUUUAACAAAACUGGAAGUUCUCAACAUUAUGAAUGGCAUAAAUAAACCAGUAUUCAUUUAUUAAUGAUUUUCAGGAUUCUGAUGUUCGAAAAUAUGCAUUUGAAAUUUUGUAAAAUUUAAAAAUACUAGAUGAAAAAGAUAAAAAUGGGUAAAUUUAUGUUAAACCCAAAUAAGAGAAAAAACAAUUAGAAAUUGAAACUCAAACUAAUAUGGAAUAAGAAGAAGUGAGUUAAGAAGAUGAAGAAUCUGCACUUUGUUCUGAUGACAGUAAUGAAGAAGAAGAAUCAGAUAGUGAAGAUGAUGAGGAUAGUGAUUUAAGCGAUUUUAUAGAAAAAAAAGUAAAAAACGAAUGAAUAUAUGCA